Molecule: messenger RNA, 1137 nt
Organism: Leptopilina boulardi
Lineage: Eukaryota; Metazoa; Arthropoda; Insecta; Hymenoptera; Figitidae
Gene: Cpap3-b
Product: protein obstructor-E-like
Exons: 4
Coding region: 163-1050 (295 amino acids)
Cellular component (GO): extracellular region
Molecular function (GO): chitin binding
Source: RefSeq, a predicted model, not a curated record
GAGACGAUGUCUCAGUAGUUCUCUAGUCAUCAAGUUCUUGCAUUACUAAACUCUAAAAAUAUCACUAUUAAAUUUUAUUUGUGUGCGCCUUUAAAAAUUACGGAUCAAGAAACUGCAAUUUUUUUUUUUUUUUUUUGUAAAUAAAAUCUCAUCUUCAUCGUUAUGAUAAUGAUGAAGAGAGAAAUUAUUCUUUGUCUUCUAAUUUGUCUCGGCGUUGCGAGUGCAUUGUCGAGAAAACAACAAUCUGCCGAACAAAAUCGUCGACGUGUAUCAACACCGGUUCAUAAAAAACCAGAACCCGUUCAAGAAAAUGAUGAUGACAAUAAUGACGAUGAACUUUCAGAUGAAUGUCCAGAGCCAAAUGGAUUUUUCUCUGAUGCUGAACAAUGUGACAAAUAUUAUGAUUGUAGAGAUGGAAAAUAUACGGAAAAAUUAUGUCCCGAUGGUUUAGUUUUUAAUGAUUUUAGUCCACAACAUGAAAAAUGUGAUUUACCAUUUGGCAUUGAUUGCACAAAGAGACCUAAACUUCAAACACCACAUGCGAGUCCACAUUGUCCUCGAAUGCACGGUUACUUUGCCCACGAGGACAACAGGAUUUGCGAUACAUUUUAUUAUUGUGUCGAAGGGAAAUUUAAUAUGAUCAUGUGUCCCGCCGGUUUGGUAUUCUCGGAGAAAACCGGAAUUUGCAAUUGGCCUGAUGAGGCACAAAAAAAAGGAUGUGGUUCGAGGGAACUUUUUAAUUUUACAUGUCCCGCUGUCGAUGACUCAAUUGCAGCAACACAUCCACGUUAUCCUGAUAAUGAAGAUUGUCAAUAUUUUUAUGUUUGCGUUAAUGGAGAAAUACCAAGACGAAGUGGUUGUAAACUUGGUCAAGCAUUUGACGAGAGAACAGGAAAAUGUGAUUGGGCUAGAAAAAUUCCCGAAUGCAAAGACUGGUACAAAGGACAAUUGACUGAUGAACAAUUGGAUGCAUUGGAAAAUCCGCAACCAAAACCAAAGCCAACUGGUGGUCCCAGUAGAAGAAGAGGUGGAAAACCUAAGGCAACUUAGAAAUUUUAGAUUUAAAAAAAUUCUGUAUAAUUUUGUUUUAAGAAACUAUACCUUUUGUAUUUGUAAUAAAAAAAAAAAAAUAGUAAA